AUGGCCGAUGUCGCGAGCCUCGAAGAAGAUGUCAACGCAUACCGCGAGCAGCUUGAUGUCGUGAAUCUCGGUCUCAAAGAAGACCCCGGUAACGCAGAGCUGCUCGCUUUGAAAUCUGAGUUAGACGAUGCAAUCGCCCUGUUGAACGAAACAAUUGCUGAACUCAAGCCUGCGAAAGCGCCACCGAAGCCCAAGGCCCCGUCGCCGCCUCCAGUGCAGGAGAAAUGGUCGCGCGAGAACCACCCAGCCUUCAAGAAGGCCGCGGCCCCCGAGGAGAAGGACGAUAGCGCGCCAGUAAACUACAAGGUCAACGACAACGUCAUGGCGAAGUGGGUUUCCGGCGACAAGGGCUUCUAUCCCGCACGCAUCACCUCCAUCACGGGCUCGUCAACGGCACCCAUCUACAUCGUCAAGUUCAAGAGCUACGACAACACAGAGCAAUUACGAGCGAAGGACAUCCGGCCUGUAGCACAAAAGCGGAAAGCAGAUGGAACGCCGACAAACAACACCACGCCUUUGGUCCCUCCCUCGCAACCGCCUCCGCCCCCAACACAGAGCCCGGCCCCUGGGGUCAUUUCUGCAGCGGCCAGCAUCAACCCCGAGCUCGCCCAGAAGAACAGAGAGGCAGCCGAAAAGCCAGAUGCAGAUGCGAAGCCCAAAUUCAAGAAGAUCAAGGCGACCAAGGAGCUCGAGGCUGGCAAGAACAAGUGGCAGGACUUCAACACCAAGUCCAAGUUUGCCAAGGCAGCCAAGACCAAGAAGGACAGCAUGUUCCGCACCCCCGAGGGAGUACACGGUAGAGUUGGGUUCACCGGCUCUGGCCAAGCUAUGCGGAAAGAUCCGACCAGGAGUCGCCACAUCUACCAAGCCAAUGAAGAUUUGGAUUAG
Messenger RNA from Neoarthrinium moseri, 888 nucleotides. RefSeq lists its product as uncharacterized. Gene Ontology annotation, biological process: negative regulation of DNA-templated transcription. The transcript has 3 exons. NCBI's taxonomy places the organism in Eukaryota, Fungi, Ascomycota, Sordariomycetes, Amphisphaeriales, Apiosporaceae. Gene Ontology annotation, molecular function: DNA-binding transcription factor activity. The record is from RefSeq and is a predicted model, not a curated record. The coding region runs from base 1 to 888 and encodes 295 amino acids.